AUGAAAGUGUUGAUUAAAAUCACAUGUAAACUCAAUUAUCUAAAUACAAUUCAUGCUUUUAUGUUUUUAACAUUCCUCAUGCAAUGUGACCAAAUUUACAUUCAACCACCAAUUGUCGAUGUUGAUACUGGAAGAAGUGAAAAAGGUUCUUCAACCUUUCCUGAUAAUUUUUGUAGAAUGCUUGAAGCAGCUGAUCGAACUGGAGUUGAUGCAACAACUGAUGGUGGUGAGAAUGUUGACUUCUUUGAUUGUUGA
Clunio marinus is the source of this 255-nucleotide messenger RNA. The record is from the annotation of a GenBank genome assembly. Lineage: Eukaryota; Metazoa; Arthropoda; Insecta; Diptera; Chironomidae.